AAUUGCAUUGUUUUUCAUUUGUUUUAUGUAAUUAAUAAAAAAUAAAUAAAAAUGUCGGAAAAUAGUAAAAAUUUACGACGUUCAUCAAGAAUAAAGGCAUACAAAAGUGAGCAUGGAAACAUUCAGAAAACUAAACAAGUACAACAAGAUGUGUCAAUUAACCCCUCAAUAGAUCAAGAAAACAUUUUAAAAGAUAUUAGUGAAAAUAUACAAAAACCAACAGAAUUAUUUAGUGAAAAUGAUGUUAAUGGUAAGAAUAUGUAUCGGUUUCAAACACCUAAGAGAAAUAGUAUGGUACAAAAAGCACAAUUGUCUCUUAUGUCAUCCACAGAAAAAAAAUCUCAGAUAGCCAAAGUUAAAACUAGCAAAACUGCUAGUGCAAAACGUAAUACUAAUAAUAAAUCAAUCAACAAUAGGAAAAGUUAUUCUAAACCAGAUGAAGAAGUAAUAAUAUCAAGCGAUGAGGAAAGUGUGUCAGAAGAAAGCAUUUAUAUACCUUCAGAAGAUGAAAUAGUAUUAGAUUCAGAUCUUGAAGAAGUCAGUGAUUAUUGUAACACAAGUUACGAGGACAUUUAUAUCAAAAAAUCUCAUUUAAAAGCUAUGCAACAUAGAACCAAACUACAAUCUAAACUAAUUAGUACUCCAAAGAGAUCACAGACUAAAAAUAAAACUCCUUGCAAAGAUUACUAUAUGAGAACUGAUGAAUAUUUUGAGAAUCAAUCACAUAAAGCUAUUACGUCCAAUCACACGCUUGCUCGUCUUCGCAAUUCUCGUUUUACUCGAGAUAAAUUGCAAGAAUUAUUGGCUAAUCAGGAUCAUAUUACUGAAACACAUAAGAAACUUAUUUAUUCACUUUCAAAAGAUUAUCAUGAUUUCUUUCCUAUGUGGUAUUUUAUUAUGGAAGAAGGAUAUACUCUGUUGCUGUAUGGUUUGGGAUCGAAAAGGAAUUUAAUCAACGAUUUUCAUAAUCAAUUUAUUUCUAAUCAUCCAACUUUAGUAGUCGAUGGCUUUUUUCCUAGUUUAACGAUCAAAGAUAUUAUCGAUAGUAUAAUAAUAGAUUUAUUGGAAUUGAGUGUGCCAACUGGUAUAACAGAAUGCAUCGAACUUAUUACCAAUGUAUUAAAGAAGAAUCCAAAAGACAGAUUAUAUUUAUUAAUUCAUAAUAUAGAUGGUAUAAUGCUGCGCUCUAACAAAGCCCAAGAUGCACUUUCAACUCUUGCAAGAAUACCUAAUUUUUGUAUAAUGGCAUCCAUCGAUCAUAUAAAUGCACCACUUUUGUGGGAUCAUACGAAGCAUUCAAAGUUCAAUUUUUAUUGGUGGGAUACUACGACACUUUUGCCAUAUGAAGCUGAAACUUCGUAUGAAAGUUCUUUAUUAAUACAACACAGUGGAACACUUGCUUUAUCAUCACUCAUCAAUGUGUUCCAGUCUUUAACAUCAAAUGCUCGAGCAAUGUAUAAACUUUUAAUAGAACAUCAAUUGGAUAAUAGUAAUAAUAGUGAUUUUUCAGGAAUGGCAUUUAAGGAUUUAUAUCGAAUAGCACGAGAAAAUUUUCUUGUGAGUACCGAUUUAGCUCUGAGAGCACAACUAACAGAAUUCAUAGAUCACAAAUUAGUACGAACUAAACGUAACAAGGAUGGUACGGAAUGUUUGACAAUUCCAUUAAGUAAUAAUUUAUUGAAACAAUUCCUUGAACAAAACAAAACUUAAUAUUUUACUGUAUAUAUUUAUUUUUAUAUAGUAUAAUAUAAAUAAAAAAGAAAAGCAUAUAAAAUAAGUUAGGAUAAGAACAAUUAGAAAUUAACAACAACAACCAACAACAAAAAACAUGAUAUAUUGUACAAAUAUGAAACGUGAUUACGAUGUGUGUAAUGUGUGCACUGCAUCGAAUCACGUGAUAAAAUUAAAUCCGUGAUGAAUGAUAUUUUGAAUAAUAUAAU
Messenger RNA from Polistes dominula (European paper wasp), 1940 nucleotides. RefSeq names its product origin recognition complex subunit 2 (gene Orc2). Lineage: Eukaryota; Metazoa; Arthropoda; Insecta; Hymenoptera; Vespidae. The record is from RefSeq and is a predicted model, not a curated record. Gene Ontology annotation, biological process: DNA replication. Gene Ontology annotation, cellular component: nucleus; nuclear origin of replication recognition complex. Gene Ontology annotation, molecular function: DNA replication origin binding.